CGUGGAGUCACGUGUUCAGGGCGCGAGCCGUCUCCCCGGGGGCUCUUCCUGUCACGGCUGCCUCGGCGGCCCUGGGGCCGCGAGAGGCCUGGGCGGUGCCGGGCGGGAGGAGGCCCGGGUUGGUUUCGGAUCCGCUGCGAGACAGGUACCUAGGCUGCCAAGAUGCCAGGGCCAAGACCUCGGAAGGGUCCUCAGGCCAGUGGCCAGGGUGUGGCGGCUGCCAAGCAGCUCGGGCUCUUUGUGGAGUUCAACCCUGAGGACAUGCUGCUAGGGGCGGAGGAGACUGAAGAUGACGGGGACCUGGAGGCCGAGCUGCUGGCCCUCACUGGGGAAGCAGGAACCACAGGCAGGAAGCCAGCACCCAAGGGGCAGGCCCCCCUACCUAUGGCCCAUAUUGAGAAGUUGGCAGCGGACUGUAUGCGGGAUGUGGAGGAGGAGGAAGAGGAGGAGGACGGCCUGGAGGAGGAUGCAGACUUGCUGACUGAGCUGCAGGAAGUCCUGGGUGCAGAUGAGGAGGCUGUGCCCAUGGAUGACAGUGAGACAGCCAGUCCAGGUGACUCUGAGGAGGAGAACGGGCAGGAAAACAUUGAACCUCCAGUGCAGACAGCUUGCCUAACAGCUCCCGUCCCAGCGGCUCAGGCUGGAGGGCCUCAGGGGCUGCAGGCUCUGCUGGAGGAUCGGAUCCACAACUACCGGGAGGCCGCGGCCAGUGCCAAGGAGGCAGGUGAAGCAGCCAAAGCCAGGCGCUGUGAGCGUGGCCUGAAGACUCUGGAGUCCCAGCUGGCUGCUGUGAGGAAAGGCAGGAAGAUCAAUGAGGAUGAGAUUCCACCCCCAGUGGCCUUGGGAAGGAGGCCCCUGGUCCCCCAGGAAACAACCAACAGGAACCCCGAAGCAGAAUCCCCAGCUCCCCCUGCCACGGGGCCAGAGAGCCCCUCCCAGCCCGAGACAAGCCUCUUGGGCAGCCCUGGUGUUUCUGCCCCACCUGAUUCAGACCCAGAUCUCCGGGCCCUGCUCUUGGCUCGACAGAGAGAAUACAAAGUGGCUGCCCUGAAUGCGAAGCGGGCUGGGGACCUGGACCACGCCCGAGAGCUCAUGAGGAUUGGUAAGAGAUUUGGUGUCAUCCUGGAGGCCCUGGAGAAGGGGCAGCCUGUGGACCUGAAUGCCCUGCCCCCAGCGCCUGAGGACCUGAAGCCCCUUCCACAGGCUUCCAAUGCCCCCACAGCACCCUCAGUUGUAUCUCCAGCAGUGGAGCGAGUACAGCCAGUGAUGGCCGCUGACAUCCCAGCAACCCCCGUGGCCCCUGCUGAGCCACAGACAGUGCUAGACGCCCUGCAGCAGAGGCUGAACAAGUACCGUGAGGCGGGCACCCAGGCUCGGGGCAGUGGGGAUGAGCGCAAGGCCCGGAUGCAUGAGCGCAUUGCCAAGCAAUAUCAAGAUGCCAUUCGAGCACACCGAGCAGGACGAAAAGUUGACUUUGCCGAGUUGCCUGUUCCUCCGGGAUUCCCACCUAUACCUGGCCUGGAGCCCACUCUGGGUCCUGAGGAGGAUGUGGUGGCAGCUACUUUAGCAGCUGCCCAGAAACUGGCCUCCUCGGAGGAUACAGCCCCAGCAGAGGAAGAUGAGGAUGCGGACAAGGAUGAGCUCCCAACCCAGGCCCCAUUGGCCAAGAAGCCAGCACAGCCUCGGGUCCCUUCAUCCCGGCCCCUGCCUGAGCCCAAGGCCUCGCGUUCUAAGGAGCUGCUGAGUCCCUCUGUGGGAGAGCAGCUGGCCCUGCUAGAGGCACGGAAGCUGCAGUACCAGCGGGCAGCCCUGAAGGCCAAGCGUGGCCAGGACCUGGAACAGGCCAAAGCCCAUCUGCGAGUGGCCAAAUGCCUUGAGGCUCAGAUCAUCCAGGUGAGAGCCGGCCGACCUAUGGACCUCUCCAAGGUGCCUUCACCCUUAACGGAUGAGGAGAGUGACUUCAUCCUGAUCCACCACGAGGACCUGCGGCUCUCCCAGAAGGCUGAGGAGGUGUAUGCCCAGCUACAAAAAUUGCUUCUGGAGCAACAUGAGAAGUGUCUGCUGUUCUCCAAGCAGUUCAUGCACCAGGGCAAUGUGGCUGAGACGACCCGGUUUGAGAAGCUUGCUCAGGACCGCAGUAAGCAGCUUGAGAUCCUGCAGCUGGCCCAGGCCCAGGGCCUUGACCCUCCCAACCACCACUUUGAGUUGAGGACAUUCCAAACUGUGAGGAUCUUUGCAGAACUCAACAGCACAGAAAUGCACCUGCUUAUUGUCCGGGGAAUGAACCUCCCAGCCCCUCCAGGGGUGACCCCUGAUGACUUGGAUGCUUUUGUGCGGUUUGAGUUCUACUACCCUAAUUCGGAACAGGCUCAAAAAAGCAAAACUGCGGUGGUGAAAAACACAAACUCUCCAGAAUUUGAUCAACUCUUCAAACUAAACAUCAACCGAAACCACCGGGGCUUCAGGAGGGUGAUUCAAAGUAAAGGAAUCAAAUUUGAAAUCUUCCACAAAGGAUCCUUCUUCAGAAGUGACAAGCUGGUCGGCACAGCCCACCUGAAACUGGAACGGCUGGAGCAUGAGUGUGAGAUCAGAGAGAUCGUGGAGGUUCUGGAUGGAAGGAAGCCCACUGGGGGCAAGCUGGAGGUGAAGGUGAGGCUGCGGGAGCCUCUGAGCGGCCAGGACGUGCAGACGGUCACCGAGAACUGGCUGGUCCUGGAGCCCAGGGGCCUGUAAGGUGCACAGCUCUCUGGGCCCUUAGAACCUCUGCCCCAGCUCGCUGCCUGGGCCUCCAUGGAGACCCUUCUAGUUCGCAGCUCGUAUCUAAGGAGAAAGCCUAGGGUUUUCUCAUCUGUGAGGAGGACCAAGAGGCAAACUUCUGGGGUAAGGCUCAGGCUGAGUUUCUCACGAUCUUGAGUAGAACCGCGGAGGGAAGUUAACUUUCCCAGGUCUGUUCUUCAGGAGAUCCUUUCUAAAAUCUACUUGUAUGUUCACUGCAGUUUAGACUUACUUCCUGUGCUUUGUGCCCUUGUACAACAGAGGAUCGAUGCUGGGAGAGGAGUCAGGCCAGCAACUCCUCCCCAGGUUUUUCUCCUCAGCUUUGCUGGCUGUGGAAGCCUUUGUCCUAAAGGAGAUGCUGCUACACAAGCACCAAAGACCUAGCAAGUAUUGGCAUCACUGACUAUGGCCCAGGGCCCUACUGGCACCUUCCCAGGCCUCCACCAAAGCAGGAUUCCCCCUCCUCCGCCCUCUGGGUGAAGGCAUGGAC
Messenger RNA from Phacochoerus africanus (Common warthog), 3265 nucleotides. It is a transcript of the gene CC2D1B, whose product is annotated as coiled-coil and C2 domain containing 1B. The coding region runs from base 163 to 2733 and encodes 856 amino acids. Gene Ontology annotation, molecular function: RNA polymerase II cis-regulatory region sequence-specific DNA binding; DNA-binding transcription repressor activity, RNA polymerase II-specific. The transcript has 24 exons. Lineage: Eukaryota; Metazoa; Chordata; Mammalia; Artiodactyla; Suidae. The record is from RefSeq and is a predicted model, not a curated record. Gene Ontology annotation, cellular component: nucleus. Gene Ontology annotation, biological process: regulation of transcription by RNA polymerase II.